AUGUCAACGGCAGUUGAGAAUCUAAAUAUGGAGUCGCUGGUGAAUGGUCACAAUGGCCCACAUUUGAAUGGUACAAAUGGUACGAAUGGUACAAAUGGUACCACAGUUAUCACAAACGGCACCAAUGGUACAUGGGCUCAGCAAUUUCUACCACCACAACUGAUUUUGGACGACAGAGUCAGAGCUACUAAGAUUGAAAACCGUUUGUCCAAAAUGAUUCUUUGUGGUAACACAUUGAGGCGAGUUGGCGAAGUGUUCGCCAGAGAAAUAGAGAAUGGAUUAAAAGAACGUCCUUCCAGUCUACAGAUGGAGAACACAUAUGUUCCAGAGCUACCCGAUGGAACUGAGGAAGGGGUUUUCUUGGCUUUGGAUCUUGGAGGCACUAAUUUUAGAGUACUCCUGCUGGAGCUUCGCGCUGGUAAACUUGUGCGAGAGGACGUUAAGCAUUAUCAUAUCAGUGACGCGUUACGACUCGGCCCUGGUGAAGAUCUCUUUAAUUUUCUUGCUGACAGUGUUCUGGACUUUUUGACUUCGGAGAACAUGGAAAAUGACGUCUUUUCGCUCGGUUUCACCUUCUCGUUUCCGAUGAAACAGCACUCGAUUUCAUCUGGCGAGUUGAUUACAUGGACCAAGAGCUUCAAGUGCGGUGGUAUGGAGCGGGUGGAUGUUGCUGCCCUGCUGCAGCGCUGUCUGCGGGACCGUGGAUUGAAAGUAACGGUUCAAGUACUGCUGAAUGAUACAACUGGCACACUUGUCGCUGGUGCUCAUAUGGAUCCUGAUGUUGCCAUUGGUGUGAUAAUGGGCACCGGUUCAAACGGUUGUUAUAUGGAGCAAGCGAAGAGAGUUCAACACUGGGAAGCUAAACACGACCGAGUACAAGACGUGUGUGUUGAUAUUGAAUGGGGAGCCUUCGGUGACAAUGGAUGCCUUUCCUUCCUGAGAACAGAUUUCGAUAAAGUCGUGGAUGAUAAUUCUUUACUGGCUGCAUCUUUCACUUUUGAAAAGUACAUCGGUGGAAAGUAUAUAGGUGACUUAUUAUGUGCCGUAUUAAGCGGACUAGCUCACGACCGUCUUUUCCCUGCACCGCCAGCGAAAGGUUCUUUGGCCUCGUCAGAUCUUAGCAUGUUUGAAGAAGAGAACGUGACAGGUGCAUGGUCAAAAACAGCUAAAACAUUAACUGCAGCUUGCGGCGUGCGCAUGUCACGUGCUGAUGCGUUAGUCGCGCAACACGUUGCUCGAGUUAUAUCAAAUCGCGCUGCGCAACUUGUUUCUGUUUGUAUAGCGACGUUAUUGCUUCGUAUGAAUCGCCCGCACGUGAGUGUCGCUGUUGAUGGCUCAGUUUUCAAACGACACCCUCGUAUUCGUGGAUUGAUGGAGCGAUAUAUUGAGUUACUUGCCCCCCAUCACAAGUUCACUCUUCUUGGUGCUGAAGACGGCAGUGGAAAAGGCAGUGCUUUAACAGCAGCUAUUGCAGCCAGGGUCGCCGCUCGAUCACCUUAA
Molecule: messenger RNA, 1500 nt
Organism: Danaus chrysippus (African queen)
Lineage: Eukaryota; Metazoa; Arthropoda; Insecta; Lepidoptera; Nymphalidae
Source: the annotation of a GenBank genome assembly